Messenger RNA from Drosophila teissieri, 2073 nucleotides. Its product is annotated as putative phosphatidate phosphatase. The transcript has 6 exons. Lineage: Eukaryota; Metazoa; Arthropoda; Insecta; Diptera; Drosophilidae. The record is from RefSeq and is a predicted model, not a curated record. Gene Ontology annotation, biological process: phospholipid metabolic process; phospholipid dephosphorylation; signal transduction. Bases 827 to 1882 code for a protein of 351 amino acids. Gene Ontology annotation, molecular function: phosphatidate phosphatase activity.
UAACCUCCAGCUCAGUUAUCCAGAGUGAGAGAGCGCGAGAGAGAGUUGCAAUGGAAAGCGGGAGAGAGCACAGCUGUUUGCGUUUAUUUCGUAUCUGGAUAUUUGAAUUUGGGCAGCGCGGCGCUUACUUCUUCGUUCGUCGUCGAACGGUGCGGACGGUUGAUCGUCGUCGGGCUGGGCAGCAGUUUUCCUCCGCUUUUAUGCGUCUACCGUUUUCGUAGCGGCGCUGCGCAUGCGAAACAAAUAGGAAAGCAGAACCAAGUGCGAAAAGAACUAGACCAAGAACGAAAAUACCUUCGAUGUGACAAAACGAAUGCAAACAGCCAUAAAGUGCAGCGGGAAAAUACAGUCCAAAUAAGUGCACAGAUUUUUACCUCGCAUUAUUUACCUUUGUGCGUCGCCAGCAGUAUUUAGUAUUUGAGCAGCAUUUCGACUCGGACUUAGUCGAUCGCUAUCACGAUCGCUCAUCGCUUAUCGUUGCACAAUAGCGUUUCGUUCGCGUUCACCUUUGCGUUUACCUUACCCAAUUUCGUACCUACCGCCCACGAAACGCCGACGUCGUGGCUUCUUACAUCAGUAUCGAUUUGUGGGCUCUAUUUACAUACCUGCAACCUUAUCACCGUGCCGCGCAAGAGGGCGCGCCCAUUAGCACAUUCUGAAGAGGAAAGCACUCCCGAGGAUUAUCCAAAUAUUCGUUUGUGUGUCCCCGUCUCCAACUCCGCUGGGCGAUAAGAUGACCACCGGAGUGGCGUCCAGGAGCAAUAGGGCCAUACAUUGAAGCCAGGCUCGAUCAGAUUAGAAGCCAGGAAGACCCCCCUUAGCCACUAUGAGCACCCUGCGACCGGUCAGCGUUUGCGAUACCACGCCGCUCCAGAGAUUCGAGAGCCAGAGCAGCAGCGGCGAAGAGCCUUCUUCUCCGACGGCUUCCAGCAUCAUAGCCGCCGCCGCAAGCCAAACCCCCAACCACAACAACAACAAUGUGAAACUGGACCUGCAGCUACCCACGUUCGUUGGGAGCUCCCGUAGCCAGGGCCCACUGUACGCGGUACCCAGCAGCAACAAGCCAACGCUGCGCGGUCCCCGACAAAUUUUCGGAAGGAUUCUCAUGGACCUCUGUUUGCUCAGCUGCGUUGGUCUACCUAUGCUGGGGUUUUCGCUUUGGGGCGAAGCCGUCAACCGCGGAUUCUUCUGCAAUGAUUCCUCCUUGAAGCAUCCGUACAGAGACUCCACCAUGCCCAGUUGGAUUCUCUACUUCAUGUGUGGCGCCCUACCUCUUUUUGUGAUGCUUGUGGUGGAGUUCUUUAGGGGCCAGGAUAGGCGAUUGCACAGUCUCUUUCAGAAGAACACGAUGGGCAGUGGCUAUCAGCUCUGCCACUUGGAGUUGCCCUCUUGGCUGGUGGAGUGCUACCACAGGAUGGGAAUCUUUAUCUUCGGUCUGGGCGUAGAGCAGCUGUCCACAAAUAUCGCAAAGUAUUCCAUUGGAAGAUUGAGACCUCACUUCUACACACUCUGUCAGCCCGUCAUGAAAAAUGGCACCACUUGCAGUGACCCCAUAAACGCUGCUCGUUAUAUCGAGGAGUUCACCUGUGCGGCGGUAGAUAUAACUUCGAAGCAGCUGAAGGACAUGCGCCUGUCCUUUCCCAGUGGACAUGCAAGUUUCGCCUGCUACUCCAUGCUCUACUUGGUGAUUUACCUACAUCGUAGAAUGCAUUGGAAGCAGAUAAGAAUGCUGUGCCACCUGCUCCAGUUCCUGCUGCUCAUGUUCGCCUGGUAUACGGCUCUUACCAGAGUUUCCGACUACAAGCACCACUGGUCCGAUGUCUUGGCAGGAUCUGGCAUCGGACUCACCUACGCAGUUGUUGUGACGUCGACUAUGUGGUAGGCUGGAUCCUUGACUUUUCGGGGGUUUCAAACCCCUCAACCCACCGUGUGGAGCUGCUUUCGCUUUAAGAUGUUUUAUCUGCCGCAUUUUCAGUUUUAUCAUUGUUUUAAUUUGACCAUGUCUGCAUAGGAGUAUCUAUUUAUCUAUGUGUAAAGGAUUUUACUUAAUAAACUUCAGUUCUAUGUGUUUAA